AUGAUGAACAAGAGCACUCCCGAAAAUGCAGAAAACAGUUACAACCACUCACUUUCAAAUAGUGAUACAAAAAUAGAUAAUUCUGUUCAUGAUCAUGUUGGUGGUGAACGAUAUCCAACCACCCCUUCCUCAUCCUACGAUGGGUAUCAUGCUUCUUCCAGAAACCAUCUUGAUUUAUACAAUGGUAGUAUUCAUCCACAAGAUGAUGUCAUCAUGCAACCAACAGUUCCCCCUUCCGUCGCUUUACAAACUCAAUCAUCCCAUUCAACCAUCAUUUCAACAACACCAGAAACACCUCUUUCAACACCUUCUCCAAAUUCCACAGCUCUCCCUAAGAGUGAAAGCAAACUCCAAUCAGGCUCACCCCAGAGACUCUGUGAUGUUGAUAUUGCAGCCACAACCACCACAGGCUCGUCUGCUAAGAGGAAGUUGAAAGACCAAAGCAAAACAACAACAACAACAACAACAACCGCAAGAGCAUCAUCACUUUCUCAUCGAGAUGCAAAUAUUUGUGAUCUCUCUUCGGCCAUUCCUGGACUGAAACACAAUCUUCAUCAUCCUUCCCAUCCUAAUGAUGAUCCAAUCUCUCUUCCUUACCUCAAUUCAUGUCAUUCCAUUAAUUCCUCUAGCACUUGCUUUGCUGAACUCAGACACCUUCCUUCAAAUUUUGCUCAUUCUCAACUUGGUGUCAAACCAUUCUCAUCAUCCUCAGAGUUGAUUGAAAUUCAUCAUCAUCCUCAUAAUGACCAUGGAAGAGGAGAUGAAGCCACAGCCCCUUUUCAACCCAUUGUUGUUACAACGCCAGUUCUUGUUCCUUCGAAAAUUCAUGAAGCGUUGCAAUCCCAAAAAAAUAACUUGCUCCUCGGUCAUGCGAUGAGAAUUGCAAUUUCAUUGGCAUUUGCGUGGAUGGAUUUGAACUUUGUUCUUGGAGCGGCAUUGUUCGUGGCAGGAUGUGGUUUGCUCAUUGCGAGUAAUGAAGUUUAUUUCUUCUCGGGAGUGUUGUUAUUUAUUAUAGGAAGUGCGUUUUUUCUGGUUGGACCUGUCGGAAAGCUUCUCAUUGAUUUGUAUCAAUUAGUGAGACAUGUACGAUGGGAAACGAAAUUGAAACAUUUACCAACGCUCUAUAAUGUGACUGAAGUUGUAGAUGUUAAUCAUCUACAUCAUUACGAUUCGGAUCAUAAUAAUUCCUCAAAAUCAUCAAGCGAAUUUGGCCAAGGCAGAGUGGUUGACCAAUUGGUUGAUUUACAACAUGAAUUUCGAAAGUAUAGACCUGAUGAUUUACCAUCUUUGAAAUUGAUUUUAUUGGAAUUAUUUAAUGAUGCAUUAUUAUUGCUUGGUGGAUUGACUUUCACAAUUGGCUCAUCACUCUAUAUGCUAAACCCUCCUAUGUUAAUAGUUUAUAUUGCUGAGGCAUGUUGGGCUAUCGGAGCAAUUUCAUAUUUAAUUGUGACAAUUAAUCAAUAUGCUCUAAAGCAAAUGGAGAUCAUCAAAAAUCACUCAAAAUCCUAUGAGGUCACUACUUGUAAAUGCUUUACAUUGAUGACUCUAGAUAUUGCAAGUUAUUUAUUUAAUAUUUUGAGCAGCGUGCUGUUUGUAAUUGGGGCUGGAUGCUUUUUAGUGAAUCAACGAUCCUUGGAAAUUACAGGAGAAGUCAUUUGGAGUGGUGGUUGCAUAAGCAUGAUCAUUGCCAUCACUUUUGCCAGAAUUAUUUGGCUAAAGAACACAUUUUGCUCAUCCAAAACAGUUUAG
Molecule: messenger RNA, 1749 nt
Organism: Naegleria fowleri
Lineage: Eukaryota; Heterolobosea; Eutetramitea; Acrasida; Naegleriidae
Exons: 1
Coding region: 1-1749 (582 amino acids)
Source: RefSeq, a predicted model, not a curated record